Messenger RNA from Plodia interpunctella (Indianmeal moth), 1339 nucleotides. RefSeq lists its product as uncharacterized. NCBI's taxonomy places the organism in Eukaryota, Metazoa, Arthropoda, Insecta, Lepidoptera, Pyralidae. The transcript has 9 exons. The record is from RefSeq and is a predicted model, not a curated record. Bases 32 to 1306 code for a protein of 424 amino acids.
UAUUAUCUUAGUCGAAGCGAAGCGACCGGCCAUGUCACUAUUUUUGUGCAUUAUCGCUGUGAUUAUAUUUCUUUUGAUUUACAUUUACGUAGCAAAAGAUCCGAAGCCAAUUUUCGGCGUCUACUCUCAGCCGGGGAAGUGGUACUAUCUGAAAUAUGCAGUGUUUGCACUCCUGUAUUAUUAUAGAAAAUAUUCGAACAAAAACCGCUCAGCCGGAAAGGGGGGGCGAGCGGGGCAGGGUGUGAAGGCUAUAACGGAUCCUGCGCACAUGGACAGACCUCAGCCUCUUAGCGAACAUGCUAAGGCCUUCGACGCUGUAUUCUUCAUUUCGGCCUCCAGAGAUGAGAAUGGCGAAGGGAUCUACUUCAUCUCGGGGUGUGAGCGGAGACCAAUGGGCAUGUGCAACGGGCUGUUCUAUAUUGGAUUGCCAGGCAAAGGUCUACUCUGCAGCAAGAAGCUUCCAGAUACAGUCCUCUUCGGCGCACAAGUCAGCGAGUUUGGAGCUGAAGGGAUCAAGAUGACGCCGGUCGAGCCUAUGAUGAGGUGGAACGUCACUUACAAGGGACAAAUGUGGUACCAGAACGAUCCAAGCAAACAGGUGGACGUGGUGUUUGAAGGGGAAUGGACGGCGACAGCGGACUACUUCGACUACGACACGGAUCUGCACGCGCCUGCCGUCAUCAGAUCUAUAGCCAGGGAGAAGUGGAGCCGGGAGUACUUUGAGAGGCUCAAGACUGCUCACCAAUCCCACUACGAGCAAUUCGGAGUAAUGAAGUGCAAGUUCCAGAUAGACAACAAGUCUUUCAUGUACAGUGUGCCUUCCUUCAGAGAUCACAGCUUUGGUGAAAAGCGAGACUGGAGCCUAAUGCACCGUUACGCGUUCCACCACAUCUUCCUGAAGAAUGGCAUCCGCAUCAGUGUAGGAGUCAUCAACCAGACGUCGACGGCAUCAAUUUUUGAGGUGGGCAUGGUGACGUUAGCUGACGGUACCCUGCUGCCGGUUAAGUGGGUGGACCUUCAGCUCUGGCAGCAUGGUGAGGGCGGCUUGGCACCCAGGGAUUACGCCUUCAGGUUCCAAGCUGGCGAACAGGUUUACACUGUAGAGGUCCAAGUGGAACAUGAGUCAACGCAUUACGUCUCCGACGAAUGGGAAGCCCGCAUGGUGGAAAGGUUCUGCAGGUUCACUGUCAACAACGUUCCUGGCAAUGGGGUGUCGGAGUUCCACUACCGGCACAAAGAUGGCCGCCCGGAGACUGUCACGAAGAAUGACCCGGAUUGGUACAGGCGGAUGUGCCAUAAGAUUUAAUAAUGUGCUGUUAAUAAAUUUCUUUUAUACUAA